UUAAUUGAAGCUGGUGUGAAGCAGGCAGCCACCCCCACUCCUCCGCGAUGGUUAAAGCUGUGCUCGCGGCUGCCUCCACCCUCACCACUCAGCUCGUCCCAACCUCGCGCCAACCUCUGUGCUAUUGUCCCACGAGUGGAAACGGUUUCAGCACCGGGACAGAUCCGCCACCGUCUCAUGGCAACAUGGCGACAGAGUUUCAUAACCUUCAGGAUCUAAGGCAUACUGCCUCGUUGGCCACCAAGGUGUUCAUUCAGAGGGACUACAGCGAGGGCACUGUCUGCAAGUUCCAGACCAAAUUUCCUGCUGAGCUGGACAGCAGGAUCGAGCGGACACUGUUUGAGGACACUAUAAAGACACUUAAUAACUACUAUGCAGAAGCGGAGAAGAUUGGUGGACAUUCUUACCUGGAGGGCUGUCUGGCCUGUGCCUCAGCUUACAUCAUCUUCCUCUGCAUGGAGACACGCUAUGAAAAGGUCCUGAAGAAGAUCUCCACAUACAUUCAGGAGCAGAAUGAGAAGAUCUACGCCCCUCGGGGCCUACUCAUUACAGACCCCAUUGAGAGAGGAAUGAGAGUGAUAGAAAUCUCCAUCUUUGAAGACCGCAGCUCUAGUGGCUCCAGCUCCAGUGGUAGUUCUACGUCCAGCAGCAGUGCUCGGUGACUGGAGGAGCAGCACCAGGGGUACGGGUAUCGGGAGGCCAGGGGGCUCCCCAAGAUCCGCAUGUUGAAACAUGAGAGCACCAGAUUCUAAAUGAAGAGGAAGUAAAUGUCACUUCUUCCUCUUCCUCUGUCUCUCUGCUGUGCCAACCAUCGCAAAAGCAAAGAGCAUAAACUCACACUUAACCUUCCUUAACCCUGUCCCUUCAUAUUAUCCAAUCCUCUGCAUUUCCAUUAGCCACAAACUUGGUCUCUGUGCUACGUUUACCAGCAAUCAAGUUAAAAAUGUUUUGUUUUUUUGCCGUCCAUAUAGUUACCAUUACGAAGAUGCUUUAAUCAAGAUAUUUUCCUAAGGUUAGUUUAGCUAUCCAUCUAUUCCUGUCCAUUUUGAGAAAUAGUUUUGCAUUUGGCAGCUGGGUUGAUACUGGAUAGUAGCCUACCUACCAGGUCUUUUUUAGAGGCACUGAUGCAGUUCACUGCCAGUCCUGACCUGUGCAGAGCUUGAGGCUUCCGUUCACCCAGCCAGCUCCACCAUUCACCUGUGGCUCAGUGGCUCAGUGUUUUGUGGUGUGGGCAGCAUGCCCAGCUAGACAGAGCUCUCCCAGCGUCUCACCUCAUUGGGAAAGCAAGCAAGCUUCAGCCCUUCUGGGGCCUUUUGUCUCUCUGAGAUGAAAGCUAAUCAUCAUUUCUGCUUGUACACAAAGCUGCACAGUUGAUGAGGGGAACAGAGAGGCGGAGCAAGGUCAGGCUUCCAAAUGAACAUCAGAUAAAGUACAUUUAGAGGAGCUUAAAUCAACAGCUAUUUUAUAUGGGUUCUACAAUAGGAACAGCUUUGAAGUCAUCAUGUGUUAUGUACAUUCUGAUGCAGUUGGUAAAUUUUGUAUUAAUGAUAGCCUCAAGGCUGUACAUCCAAAUCCACACUCAAGCUUAGUCUAUAGAGGGAAAAAACCCUUUCACUCCCUCUAUGUGGAAUAUGACGGGUUUAUGUCACAGAAUGAGAACAGAUUGUGAUAUGAUUCCAGUUUUCUUUGCCUGCCCUUUGAUCUUCAUUAAUUUAGUGGCACUCUGGGCACUGCAGCCACAACAUGGGAGUUCAAAGUAACCUGGAACAAACAGCACUGCUAUGAUUUGUAGUAUGAAUAGCAGUUGUUUACUCAGAUUUGAAAGAGAGACUGAUUAGAUUCAAAGCAAAUGGAAAUGUAAGAAAUCUUUGCAUCAGAGGUCUUUUCAUUCAGUUCUAUGGAAACAGUUCUUUUUGUGUCCCUUUUCACAUUCUUCAUUCUUCUAUUUCAAUAUAUCUCAUACUUUUAUAUUAUUAUUAUUAUUUGAAAAAGAAUGUUGAUCCAUAUAUAUACUGCUUACAAGGAGCGCGUUAUAGUCUGAACAUGUGCAGUUGGUGCUGCGAAUUCUGUAAUCCAUGUUCAUGUAGCAGAAAGUUAUUUAAGCACAGUAAGCGCCCUUUUUGCAGAUAUGUAUGGAAAAUUCAUAAUUUUUGCCUUAUUUUGAGUUACUUAAGUUUAAGUAGAUAAAGUCGAUGGCAUACUAUUUUCUUUAUAUAUUGCUUCAUUUGUUUCUUUUCUUUCUUACUUUCAGUUUUCACCUGGCUAUCCUAAAACCCCUUCUGAUCUUUCCUAUGGUUGGUUGCCUUUUUUAUCCCCCCAAGACUCCUCAGUAAGCCAGUGCUGGUCUCUGAGCUGGCCAUCAGAUCAGUACUGCUCUAGUGUGCACCUCCUUGUGCCUACUGCCUUCAUGUUUCAUCGCUGUGGGGAUACCCAACCUGGUGCUGACCAACUGGAAAAUCCUGACAGCCAGAGAGCCGUCUGUAAAUUGUACAUGACUUGCACUAUAGAUGCAUGAGAUUUGUUCUGUUUUUGUGUAGCCAAAAAGUAGAACGUCAGUUUCCAAGUGAAACCUCUGUAUUGGUGUUCAGUUAUGAAAGGCCCUUGAGUUAAAUAUAAAGAUUGUGUGUUCAUGUAUGCAUGUAUAAAAUGAGAGUGUGGUCAUGGACAUAUGGGUACAGUGUAUAUAGACAUACAGGGAUAUUUCAGAUUUAUACAAUGUAUAAGGGUAGGUGAGAGUUUUUAGCAUGCACAGUUUAGUAAACUUUUUUAACUGUAAUUUAUUGUAAGAAAAGCAAAGAAGCAAAUGCUAACUUGAAUUAUUGAAUUUAGUAAAAAUGGACAAAUGAAGGCUAAUGCCAGUUUUAUUUGUGUUAUCGUUGAUGUAAGACAGCUAUAAUGGAUUAGACAAGGCUGUGACAUUGUAUGUUUUGGAUUGGCUUAUGGUUGGCUGACAUUGACUCUCACCAUGGACAUUGGUGCCCCUCUGGCACAUAUUUAAAAAACAUUUCCUACAAAAACAUGACACAAAAAUUUAACAUACAUUAAAACGACAUAUGGUACCAUA
This is a messenger RNA of Pygocentrus nattereri (red-bellied piranha), 3064 nucleotides long. RefSeq names its product golgin A7 family, member Bb (gene golga7bb). The record is from RefSeq and is a predicted model, not a curated record. NCBI's taxonomy places the organism in Eukaryota, Metazoa, Chordata, Actinopteri, Characiformes, Serrasalmidae. Gene Ontology annotation, cellular component: palmitoyltransferase complex. Bases 48 to 662 code for a protein of 204 amino acids. The transcript is spliced from 5 exons. Gene Ontology annotation, biological process: protein targeting to membrane; peptidyl-L-cysteine S-palmitoylation.